Brassica oleracea var. oleracea is the source of this 2326-nucleotide messenger RNA. RefSeq lists its product as uncharacterized. NCBI's taxonomy places the organism in Eukaryota, Viridiplantae, Streptophyta, Magnoliopsida, Brassicales, Brassicaceae. The record is from RefSeq and is a predicted model, not a curated record. Bases 418 to 2235 code for a protein of 605 amino acids. The transcript is spliced from 4 exons.
AUGGAAACACAAAAUCCAAUAAAAAAGGAAUAUAAAAUCUUUGAUUCUUCUUUUAUUUGCUGCCUUCAUCAUAAUAGAAUCUGAGAGAGAGAAAAAAGGCCAGAGACCCGGAGGGAGAGAGAGAGAGAAAUAGAGUUGGCCCAGCGAUCGAAGAAAAAGAAGACGGCUUGAGAGCUUUCUUCUUCCAUGGAGUAUUGAUUAUUUGGCAGUCUCUCUUCUCUUAUUUUAUACUACAUUGUUUUUUGUUUUUUAUUUUUAUUAUUAGUCUGACCGGCGAUUUAGGAAUGAGUGUUUAUUUUAUCAUCAACGAUCAAAGAUUUGUUUUUCUCUGUUCAAAGUGCGAUCGGAUGAUGUGGGUCUGAGUUUGUCUGCAGAUUCAUCAUAUAUGAGAGAGGUUUCAUAAAAACAAACAAUGCGAUGCCGUUUUUAAGAACCAGAGUUAAGAGGAAUUUGGUGGAUGAAGCAAAGGGAAAUAACUCAACUGAAGAUAUGAAUUUGAGUGAUCAUAAUACAUCAUCUGAGAAUGCAACUAAAAGACAGCUUCCUGUGUUUCUCUUACCAAACUCAACUUCACAAGCUUGCAACGCUAGUCCUGUUAAGGCCAGGAGGAAAAUGAUUGACCUUCAACUCCCUGCACACAUGUAUCUUGAUACGGAUGAGACCGAUGAUAAUACGAUCUGCGCUCCAUAUAAACGCUCUAAAUCUGGAAGAGGGGAUGAUGCUUCUCAUCAGAGCAACCCUUCAGGAUCUUGCUUAGAUGUGAAGAACUCAACUGGCUUAUUAGCUGACUUGAAUGAGCCACUCACAUUGCAAGAUUCAGAACCUCUUGCGCUCUCCAGGGAUACCUAUUCUCAUUAUAGGAGACACAAUGCAGAUGUUGAAGGGCACUGGUCGGAGAAAAACACAAGUCAAAAUGGAUGGAUGGUCCUUGACGCAGGGCAUGGCGGAAGCACUCAGAGUCAGAGAGACCUGCAUAUACCUUCCCGUUCUGACAAUGCAGUUCAACCUCAGAGGCAGAGCUAUCCUCCGACUGAUUAUAGCAAUGUAACAUUCUCCCGGGAAAGAGCACAUCGUGAGCUGGAAGCUCGUUCAGUGAAUCCUCAAGCUUCUUAUGAUAGCUACGUGGAAUCAAGUGUGGCUUCUUAUGAAUGCUCAGCUGGAUUGCCCUGGCUAAAACCUAAGCUCCCUUGCAAAAUUGAAGUAUCCAAUGGCUUCUUGGACUUGAAUGCAUCAACAAAUCAAUUCACAGAUGGCCUGAAUAGUGUUUCCCCUCAGAAAAGUUUGAGAUCAUCUGCUUCAUGCUCUAACAAUGCCAACACUGUAAGAGUUGAGAAGCAUACUUCCCUUCUCUCUCACUCCUUGUGCAUCGCUGAUCAGCAUAAGGAAAUGAACCACUUGUUAAAGCGAGACUUCGAUAUCAACUUGCCAUGUGAUGAUGCCUCGGUUUCUGUUGACAAGCAUGGUGCUAAAGCCUUUUGUCUUAAAAAGGAAGGAGAGAACAAAGCUGCCAACAUCAGACACUGCUUUGAUUUGAAUGCAUGUGCUAGUGAGGAUGAUGAAGGUUCAGGCUUACAUUCUAGUCUAAGAGUGAAAACAAAAGGAACUUUUUCGAUAGAUUUGGAAGCUCCCCCCACUCUCCAGAGUGAAGAAGAAGAAGAAGAAGAUGGAGAGAGCUCGCAGGAUGAACUCAUCAAGGUAGCAGCAGCAGAAGCAAUAGUCGCCAUUUCAUUGUCUGAUCAUCCUGAUGACGCAGCUUCCUCCUCUUCAACUGAUGUGGCAUCGAAAAGUCCACUCUCUUGGUUCGCAGACAUUAUCACUUCUUGCAGUGAUGAGUUAGAAAGAAAGAUUGAUGGUUCUGGAGAAGAGAAUUCUUCUGGGGAGAUUGACUACUUUGAAGCCAUGACCCUGAGUUUACAUCCGACCAAGGAAGAAGACUACAUGCCAGAGCCAUUAGUCCCUGAGAAUAUGAUCUUCGAAGGGACGGGCUUGAACAAGCCAAGAAGAGGAAAAGCAAGAAGAGGAAGACCGAAGAGGGAUUUCCAGAGAGAUACUCUCCCUGGACUCUCUUCUCUAUCAAGGCACGAAGUCACUGAAGAUAUACAGUUGUUUAGUGGGCUUAUGAGAAGCAGAGAGUCCACCUCUGGUGGAGACAGUAGGGCUACAGGAUGGGGAAAAGCAACAAGAAGACCGAGGAGACAAAGGUGCCCUCCUCCUGCAACUGUAAUCUUAACAUGAUAGUUUGAGGAAACAAUCAGAACUUCACAAACCUUGAAACAUUGCAAAGAGUACAAUUAGUAUUAGAAUACAUUGAUGUUAUUGAAUGUCA